Molecule: messenger RNA, 207 nt
Organism: Strongylus vulgaris
Lineage: Eukaryota; Metazoa; Nematoda; Chromadorea; Rhabditida; Strongylidae
Source: the annotation of a GenBank genome assembly
AUGUUGUCAGCGGAACACGGUAGUCGAGAAGGUCUCUGUGGUACUUCUUUUCUCCUUCCUUGUGCUGCCGAAAGUCUCGAUUGCCUGCAAUUUCGAAGAUCUUCUGGCAAAGCUGAUCUGCUGAUAGCUGAUAUUAGCUACCAGUCGCAAUAUGGGAUGCAGUCGGAUCCAGCCACAGUACUCUCCUCCUCUCCAGCAGAUCCUUGA